UCAAGCGGAACAGUCAAGGAGAAGUAGAGUUAUACAACAUCUCAGAAGUGUCCAGAACCUGCCUACAUGGUGGAUAUACUUACCACGGAGUGUACAUCAUGUCAAGAACAUCUGCCUCCAGUGAGACUGCUGGGCGCCUUCCGUUGGUCCUGAGAAAAAACCGAAUAAUAAGUAUGUCAAGUGAGAGCUCGGAUGACGAUAUACCUCCGAUAAUUGUUAGAAGACGUCACCGCCCCAUCGUUAGCAAUAACGAUGAUAAUGAUGGAUUGAACACUAGCACGCGCGAGGGUACAAAGCGCAAACAAGACGUUGCAGAUGAGAGCGCACAUUCUAAUUCAAAGCGCCGUAAAUCAGGAGGAUCUGGCAGCACCGUCAACGUUAAAGAUUUGAUUGAAGCACUUAACAGCAGAAGUAAACCGUCCAUCAGUUCUCAUCAAAUGUUGAAUGCUUUACCGGAGUUCGAUCCUGAUAAUAAGAGUCAAAAUAUCGAGAUCUGGUUGCACAAGGUAAAUGAGUACGCUCGAAUAUAUGAAUGGGACGAUGUCCAAACAUCUCACUAUGCGACGCAAAAGUUGGUUGGUACAGCUAAGAAAUGGCUUUAUUCGCUACCAAGCCUGAAUUUUACGUGGCCAGACUGGCAAGUAAAACUACGUCGUGCCUUUCCAAUCGACGACAACUUUGCACUUAUGUUGGAAGAAAUGUUUGCUCGAAAAACUAAAGCCGAUGAGAGUUUGCGCACAUAUUUCUACGACAAAUUGAUGCUGUUGAAUAGAUGCGAGAUCACCGGGAAAAAGGCAGUAGAUUGUCUUAUUCACGGCAUAUCGGAUGUAUCGAUGAGAAAUAGUGCGCAGGCACUUAAAUGCGUAGAGCCGGAAGACUUAUUACAAUAUUUUGUAAUUCAACAACCCGAAAAAGCCUUCUCAUUCACACAAAAGAAACGGGGCUAUGCUGAAGGAAUGGAAAGAAGAAUGUUUCGCAAGAUACGUUGUUUUAACUGCGGUGUUGAUGGACACACAUCAAAUAGAUGUCCUCAGAAGAAAGAAAUUCCGAAUACGAAGUCAUCGAGCUGCUUUAAUUGUAAAGAAGAGGGACAUCGAUUUAGUAACUGUCCCAAGACACUUAUGAAGUGUAAAGCUUGUGGCAUGAUUGGCCACAAUGAUCAAAACUGUCGGUUUCCCUCUUCUAAAAACGCAACGAAGACUGAAAAGGUGUUAAAUAUUGUUAGUUCUAAUACCAAUGAAAAAUUUGUUAAAGAAAUUGAUGUUAAUAAUAAAUCAGUACAUGCUUACAUUGACUUUGGUAGCGACUGUUCCCUUAUGAAUUCAACCGAAGCUGAAAACUUAAAAUUGGACAAAAUGUUCUCUGAUUUACCGGCAAUAAAAGGAUUUGGCAAUUUCCUUGUAUCACCCAUGCAUAAAUCCAAAGUGACAGUCCAGGUUGAUGAAGUGCGCACUGAGGUCAUAGUUUAUGUAGUACCCGAUAAAUAUUUACAUGUACCGGUACUAAUAGGUCAGAAUUUUACGGAAUUGCCUCAGGUGUUAGUCGUUAAGGAUAGCAAAAAUUUGUUUUUCUUUAACAAUCCUUCAGAAGAAUCUGAGUCAGGAUCGAGUUCUAACAUUGUCAAGUUGGUACCACUAUCUGAAGGAAGCAAACACUUAUCAGCUUUCGUCACCCCGGACGGCCACUACGAAUUUAAUCGUAUGCCGUUCGGGUUAGCUAAUGCACCUGCAGUGUUCCAGAAGAUGAUGGGAGAGUACGAUUAUGAAAUAGAGUACCGUCCAGGUGACCGCAUGAUGCACGUCGAUGCAUUAAGUCGAAACCCUGUGGAAGUCCCCAACGACGAUUGUAACCCCGAAAAUGUUAUUUCUGUUCUCCGCAUUGAACAAAGUGAUUGGCUGGUUACAUUGCAAUUAGGUGAUUCGGAUACAAGUAGAAUAAUCAAAACGUUAAAACCUGAGAUGGACGAAGAAUACGUGGAUAUAAAGAAACAUUACGCAGAUCCAAAAAAGCCAACUAACGUUUCGGUAAUAGAAUCAAACAGGCCGGCUGCAACCCGCCCCGCUCGCCAAGACUUUGAGAUCAAAGCCACAGGAGCCGAAGCCAAAAAUUAUGACUUUGCCGCUGCGAGGCUUGCAUCAGGGUCCAUCAAGACCACUAAUAUUCUCGAAACGGUGGGCAACCUGAUCAAAACAUGCCUUGGAGGCGGCGUGGUCGGUAUACACGCGGCUUACAAAAAGUGUGGCCUGAUCUCUGCGUUCGUUAUCAAUAUCUUGGCUGGGAUGAUGCUCAUACACAGCAAGUAUAUUCUAGUGGAUUCGGCACAAAUAAUGUACGGACGGCUACAUAUGUCAAGCCUCUCGUAUCCUGACCUCGCUGAGGCGGUCUUAAAAACAGGACCAUUCCCUAAACUAACUAAACGUGCCCACAUCUUCAGGUACAUGGUAGACGCAACAAUCUGCAUAAACCUCUUUGGCUCUUGCUGUGUGUACUCAGUGAUAAUGUCUCGAACUAUUAAACAAAUACUAGAAAACGCGAACCUAGUAGAGGAGGCAAGCAUACGGAUCUACAUUGCCUGCAUGAUCGUUCCCUUAGUCCUCAUCGCCAUGAUUUUGACUUUGAAGUACCUGGCGCCGUUUUCUAUUGUAGGGAACAUAUUACUGUUGAUUUUGGCUUUCUCCACGAUAUACUACGGAUCGAAAGCUGCCACCAAGUCCCCUACAGAGUUCCCUCUUAUCAAGAACGCAGAGGGCUUCUUUGAGUUUCUUGGCGUUUGCGUGUUCAGUAUGGAAGGGAUGGGCGUAGUGCUUCCAAUCGAGAAUCAUAUGAGGGAACCGAGCAAAUUCCCUAGAGUGCUGUGUAUGGGCAUGUCGGUGGUGAUUGGUAUCGUGGCAACAAUUGGAUUUUUCGGCUAUUGGGGUUUUGGCGAGGAUUCUACUACUCCUAUCACUAUGAAUUUUCCUUGGGAAGUUUACCCUAUCAUUCUAAGAAGCAUUUCGGCUCUGGUCAUCUACGUUACAUUUGCUCUCAACUUCUGGGCUCCCUUUAACCUGGUGUGGAUCUACAUUAAGGUCAAACACAACCCGGACAAGUACUGGUGUGUGGAGCGGAUUUAUAGAGCUAUCAUAGUGCUCGUGCUUAUUCUGCUCGCCAUCGCGUUCCCGAAUAUCAACGCUUUUAUGGGAUUCUUGGGCUCAUUUUGCAUCUCGCUGAUGGGCUUCCUGUUCCCGUCCUUCAUCGAGCUGGCAGUCAAAUGGAACGACCCAGGCUUGGGCGCCUGCAAAUGGCGGUUGUACAAGUUCGGCGCCGUGUUCGGCUUCGGCGUAUUCUUGUGUAUAUUGGGAACGUAUUCCAAUGUCAAGAGCUUGGUUACUUCGAUUGACUAGU
Molecule: messenger RNA, 3384 nt
Organism: Cydia splendana
Lineage: Eukaryota; Metazoa; Arthropoda; Insecta; Lepidoptera; Tortricidae
Exons: 12
Coding region: 99-3383 (1094 amino acids)
Biological process (GO): amino acid transmembrane transport
Molecular function (GO): zinc ion binding; L-amino acid transmembrane transporter activity; nucleic acid binding
Source: RefSeq, a predicted model, not a curated record